CUUUUUAUUCCCGAGGAUGAUUUGGCUGGUUUGCGAUCUGAAGGAUUUACAGUGAAGGACAUAGCUCGGUUUUAUGGAGUUGGAGUUACGACAGUUAAGCAGCGAUUGGCAGAAGCUGGUUUAAAUAAAAAGUUUUCAACGAUUAGUGAUGCUGAUUUGGAUUUAUUGAUUGCGGGAAUUUUGGAAUCAUUUCCAAAUGUCGGAUACCGUUAUAUUUUUGGACAGCUUAAGACUGGAGGAUUGUACAUCCAGCGCAGGAGAAUACUUUCAUCGUUGCGAAGAAUUGAUCCGUACGGAGUUGCUAACAGAUAUCUCACUUUUGUUCCCCGAAGAGUAUAUUCUAAUCCUGGUCCGAACGCUUUAUGGCACAUGGAUGGGAAUCACAAGUUGGUUCGCUGGGGAUUCGUUAUACAUGGAAUUAUAGACGGAUAUUCCAGGACGAUUAUUUCUCUCAUUGUUGCAACGAACAAUCGAGCUAGUACAGUGCUGGAAGCGUUCCUGUCUGGUGCGGAAGAGUGGGGUGCGCCUUCUAGAGUGAGAAGCGAUUGCGGAGGGGAAAAUUUUGGAGUUGCACGCUGGAUGGAACACUAUAUGGGACCAAAUCGCGCGAGUAUUAUAAUGGGACCAUCGGUUCACAAUCAACGGAUAGAACGGCUGUGGAGAGACCUUGGCCGCGUUGUUAUCAAGUUAUUUCGGUCUGUAUUCAUCCAUAUGGAAAAUAUGGGGAUUUUGGAUUAUACAAAUCCUCGGGACAUGAUGAUUCUGCAUUUAGUCUACUUGGACAGGAUUCAAGAUCAGCUGAAUCAGUUUACUGAGUUUUUUAAUAAUCACAAACUCCGGACGGAGCAUGAGCGUUCUCCAAGACAACUUUUUAUACUCGGCUGCCAUGAAAAAGGGUUAAAAGGUUUUCCGCUGCAGCAACUAUUAACGGCAGGUGACGAGCUGCCUGAAACAGAUGUGGAUGCGCCUCAAGAUUUUCCGGACUUUAUAAGGAAUCAAGUGGCUCAUUCUAGAGAUGCUGUUCCGGUAAUGGACAUCAUCAGUAGCUUUCCUGCUGAAGCUGAUUUCAUAAGGGCGAAUAUGGAUGUGCGAGCGAGUGAUGGAUUUUAUGGAAUUAAUGUUUUUCAAGCAGCGAAAGAACUUUUAGAAGAACAUUUCCACUGAAAGAAAUCGCGUCGGUAAGUAGACUGGCAAGUAGUACAUCAACUCGUGCAUAAUGUGACUUGCUGCAUGGGCCUUUUUAAGUUUUGUUUGUAAUGUUGUUGACUUUCAAGUAGCCUACUCCAUACGAACAUUUUAAAUGUUUGGCGUUUUAGUUUUCUCUCAAACUUGUUAACUCUAGUGAGUGUACUU
Molecule: messenger RNA, 1353 nt
Organism: Paramacrobiotus metropolitanus
Lineage: Eukaryota; Metazoa; Tardigrada; Eutardigrada; Parachela; Macrobiotidae
Exons: 3
Coding region: 370-1164 (264 amino acids)
Biological process (GO): DNA integration
Molecular function (GO): nucleic acid binding
Source: RefSeq, a predicted model, not a curated record